This is a messenger RNA of Salvia splendens (bonfire salvia), 609 nucleotides long. Its product is annotated as protein SPIRAL1-like 5. Gene Ontology annotation, cellular component: cortical microtubule, transverse to long axis. NCBI's taxonomy places the organism in Eukaryota, Viridiplantae, Streptophyta, Magnoliopsida, Lamiales, Lamiaceae. The transcript has 2 exons. The record is from RefSeq and is a predicted model, not a curated record. The coding region runs from base 65 to 373 and encodes 102 amino acids. Gene Ontology annotation, biological process: cortical microtubule organization.
GGCUCUCCCCCUUUACACACACACACACACAGUGAGUAAAGAAUAAAUUUUUUUUGCGAACUUGAUGAAUAUGAAAAGAGGCGAAAGCGCUGGAGGUGGGCAGAGUUCGUUAGGGUAUCUCUUUGGUCCUGAAAAUAAGGACAAAAUCGAGGCGGCGCCACCAUCUCCGACGACCCUUAUGCCACCUUAUGGUAUCGAUACGGGAGACGACGACGGUAAGCCAUCGGAAACCUCUCCCCUCAAAUCCAAAACCACUAUGAUGGUUCAAAGCCAAAACUCUGGCAUAUUCAUCACUGGUCGACCUUCAACUAAGGUUAAGUCUCCACCGGGUGGAGAUUCAUCUCUAGGCUACUUGUUCGGUGAUAAAUCUUGAAAUCGAUCUAAUUAACAUGGAGUAUUAUUAUUAUGUGUUCCUACUUUAAUUAGGAAGAAUAAAGCAAAAUUUGGCCAGAAUUUUGUGUUUGUUUAGUGGUAAACUUGGACGAGGGUUUGUUUGUGUGUGGGUUUGUAAUGUAUGUGUGAUUGUUUUUCGAUAUUAGAGUGAGCUUCCCAAUUGAUGUAUUUAUCCAGAAUAUGGAUACAUAUAUAUAAAUGUUUGCGUAUGUCAAA